Eurytemora carolleeae is the source of this 3740-nucleotide messenger RNA. Its product is annotated as flocculation protein FLO11. The coding region runs from base 65 to 3337 and encodes 1090 amino acids. The record is from RefSeq and is a predicted model, not a curated record. NCBI's taxonomy places the organism in Eukaryota, Metazoa, Arthropoda, Copepoda, Calanoida, Temoridae. The transcript is spliced from 8 exons.
GUGACUUGUUCAAGAAGUGAGAAUAUUUAUUUCAUACCACGGUCUACAAGUUUCCGUAAGAUCAAUGGAGGAGGAGCGGAAUGAGGAUCUUCCAGUCUGGAAAAAAGAUCUGAUCGUGAAACGAAAAGAUUCAGAGAUACUGGCGAAGAGAACUACGGAUGUUCUUGAAAGUCGUCUUCUUAGUAGAGACGAGAUAGCAAUGAACAAAACAGCUGAUAUUAUUAAAUUCUUCAAUCAGGUGGCAGAUGGCGAUACUGGCGCACAGACUAGGUUUCCUCCCCACCAUCUACCGAUAAAACCUGGCAUUAACAUUCAUCCGAAGACCAGGAAUGGAAUGUUAAAGCGAGACGAGGGUGGUGUUACAACAAGGCAGGCAGUGCGCUCUCAUAGAGAGUAUCCAAACCGGCACGACCUUUUACAUCUCACUCCCAGUCCCGUGCUCAGUACACUCCAGUCAGAGGAGUGCGGGACUUCCCGACUCCAAAAUUCACCAGAAACCUUUAGUGACUCAUUCGACAAGAAUAGACAUAUUCCUGAAUAUCCUCUAAUAAACCAGGAUAUAAUAGAAGUGGUGCAGGCUGAUAUUGUCAUAUUCUCUGAUAGCGACGAGGAUGAUACAGCAGAUAAGAAUUGUCGCUAUGUGACGAACCGUUACUCUGACGACUCUCUGGGAUCUCAACCUAUGGGGGAGGACAAGCGACUGUUCCUCAGCAAUGCGAGGAGUGAGAUUGAUCCACGAGGGUUGGGUGGGGUAGGUUCCAGGGUUCAGAGGAGCAGACUGGCAGGGAAAAGGAAUGUAGGACGAGAUAAUCUUAUAGGAGGAGGAGGGGGAGGAGAUAGCGACGGUAUGAUGGGUUCAGGAGGAGAAUCAGAUAGCUCAGAGGAGAUACAUUAUGGUCCUGGGUUCGUAUCCCGUCUCAAAUCUCGUUAUAUGUCCGUAGCUUUGAGAGGAACUCCGCGGGGAACUAUUGGUACCCUGAGAAGAACGGCAUCACUGGAGGAUUUCCUUGAGAUUGAGCGGAGUAAACAAGACGAGAACAGAGAAGCUGGAGUAAGAUCUCCGGUUCAAAAAUAUCAAUCCAGCCGGAGCAGUUAUGGAAGGAUUAACUCCUCAACAUCCGGAGUUGUAUCUCAGGCAAAGUCUAAGAGGGAGUCGAUGAAACGAGCUCAAUCUGUUGAGGUUCUAUCAAUUCUUAACGAUUCUCCUAAACCUAGAGACAGUGUGUUAUCAGAUGCAUUUUUCAAAAAUGAUAUUCUUCCUCCGAGUGAAUCCCCCCCACCUCUACCCCCUAGAGAGAAGACGGAGCAGAGUAAUGUGAACCUUGUACUCAAUACUGCUCCAGCUUUAGUUAAUGAUAUUGUUAUAAUUGAAGAGAAACCAGGACCAGGUGGCCCAACCAUUCAAACCAUUCAACCCAAACCAUCCUUUUCAAGGUCUAAAUAUUCAUCAAGUGUAACCAAACCCGUUCCUAAACCUCCUUCCGCAGGAGUUCUCUUCGGAGUUAAGGACAGAGAACUCCCUGCUCCGGAUACCGUGAAACAGACCAGGAAAUUGUUUGAAUCUGAGAAGUCUGGAUUGACCGAGAGUAAAGUGAUAGCAACCAAUGGGUUAACCAAAGCUAAAUCUACUUCCAGCUUAUAUACCAAACCUGUCAUCAAAUCUCUGACAUCGGAGAAAAUAAAAAAGAAGAACUCAGAGGAAGAUCUUCCAAAGUCAGUCCAAUCUUCAAAUGCCAUGUCGGGAAGGACGGGGCUGGGUCGGAAAACCUCGUCUAAACCCGUCUCGCGUCCUUCUGGUUCCAGGUUCACCAGCGGAGGAACCAGCUCUGGCAGUCCGGUUAGAACUGGUUCCAGAGAAUCUUUGCUAAGAUUACAGAAGAAUUCUAGUCCUUCUGUCUCCAGGCCGGCCAUACCAGCUAAACCCAGUCAUUUGUCUCCGAUAGUAAACAUAAACAAUCCUUUCAGGACGGCAUUAUCCGACGCUACCCGGAGUUCAGGAUUAAACAAUGUUCUCACCAAAGUAAGAAAAGAGAGUCCCAUAUUAAAUGAACCUCUUCCCAAUGAGGUUGAGAACGUAAGACUAAAUCUACAACCUGUAACCAAGAAAAUUCAUUCUGAAGAUACUUCCAGUAAUACUGAGCACCCUGAGUCUGAGGAAGGGACUAAGAAAAUAUCGGCGGAUUCUAUUCAAAACAUCCGCAAGGAUGGAAACGUAAUGAGUUUCAAUUUUCCUGAGUUUUCUCCAGGAUCAAAAUCUCAUCUGCCAGGUUCUCCAGUUUCUAGUACAUCACCAUCAAACAAACAGGUUGGAGUCAUUAAACCCAUCAGUAGAGAUGCAGAACUAGAUAUUCCGGAGAUAAGACCCAGAUCUGUCAUAAUUAGUCCAGACAAGACGAACAACAACAAGAAGACAGACUCAGUCCACGGGCAAUCCUGGUCUUCAAAUACUCAGAAACAUAUCAAAACUACAGUGGAACAAUCUGCUCCGGAGUUGAUUAAACCUUCGAGUUCUAAACCUGUGAUAACCAAUGGAUGGGAGAAAUCCCCUCCCGUCAUUCCUCCAAGGAAUGGAAGUAAGCUUGAACAUUUGGCUUCUCCGAAACCUAAGAUUACGGAGAAAUAUUUUGAUUCCAACAUUGAAGCUGAGCCUUCUCCUCCGGGAGCAAGGAAGGAACUGAAUAUUAGUGAUGAAGGAAAGGUUGAUGUGACCGACAAGGCUGGAGGUGGUGGAGGAUACAGAGAGAACUGGAAAGCAAGGCAGGAGAAACAAAACACUUUAGUUUUCAACUUUACUAACACUAAGAAGGAUGUUUCACACAUAGAAAACGACGGUCUGGAUCUGACAAAUAGAACCAGUAAAAAGGGUGUUGUUUAUCUUGAUUCUAACGGAGAGUCCUGCGACGGGAUCGUUAGUGAAGAGGAUUCAGAGCUCAUCAGUUCAUACACUUUCAUCGGAGCAUUCAUCACAACUGGCAAAUCUUCUAUCAGAACGAAGAAUUCAUCUAAAAAGCUGACAAUAACCUGGAAAGAUGAGACGGAAGUAUUUGAGUAUCCGUCCUUCGAGUCCAGUAAAGAGGAGGACCUGGAGCUUCCUUUAAAAACAUUAAAAUCUAAUACUCCGGUUGGAACUUCAGGAGGUUUAGGUAGUUACACCCCUAGUAAGAUCCAGAUGACAGAAACUCCGUUCCAGCUCGGAGUAUCCAGGAGUAUUCCUUCUCAUCUACCCUCACCAACUUUGGAUACUUCUCAGUCUUCUCCCUCCUCCGAUACAUAUUUACGUCCCUCCGAUACCGGAGUCAGUUGGGGAAGCUCCGAAUCAUCUGAUAUUCUCUUUUAGUUUUUUUAAAGUCUCCUUUCAAGUAUUUGAUCCUGAAACCAUCCUUUUUUUCUUUUUCUCCCAAGAUCUUGUACUUCAGGUUUACAAUUAUCCGAUAUUUCCUAUUUAGAUGCAUACCUAGAGAACACUAAUGAUCAGGCCUUGGUGAUAUAUAUGAAUCGAUUUUACAAAUUCGUGGUUUAUUGUGAACUAUAUUUCAUCAUUUUUCACAAAAACCAUUAUGAAUUAUUAACACCAGAUGGAACACUAACCAACAAAUGUUUUCAUAUUAUCGUUUCGUGAAAAGUUUUGAAUUAUUUAACAUGAUAUUAAAAGGAAUGUUUAACGUAAUCUGAAGCGAUCCUCUGUUAGAAUAUUUUGAAUUAUAAAAACAGCCUCUUACUAUUUUGAUUCAAUAAUCUUA